This is a messenger RNA of Solanum stenotomum, 1082 nucleotides long. RefSeq names its product putative disease resistance RPP13-like protein 1. The record is from RefSeq and is a predicted model, not a curated record. The transcript is spliced from 4 exons. Bases 147 to 1082 code for a protein of 311 amino acids. NCBI's taxonomy places the organism in Eukaryota, Viridiplantae, Streptophyta, Magnoliopsida, Solanales, Solanaceae.
AGAAGGUAAUGAAUAGGAACUAGCAAACAUAGUUGUACCAAUUACAAAUUCUUGUUUGCAAAUUUACUAGCAAAAGAGAGAUAUUGAGAGAUAUCAGUGAUCAUUCUUGUUUGGGAAUUACUCUUAGCAUUCUACAGAUUUCAGAAAUGGAGGUAGUUGGUGGAGCAUUUCUCUCUUCAGCUUUGAAUGUUCUCUUUGAUAGGCUUGCUCCUCAGGGUGAGCUGCUCAACAUGUUUCGGAAGCAUAAGGAUCAUGCUCGGCUCUUAAAGAAGCUGAAAAUGACUUUGCGUGGUCUUCAGAUUGUGCUAAGUGAUGCAGAGAAUAAGCAGGCAUCAAAUCCAUCUGUGAGAGACUGGCUUAAUGAGCUUCGAGUUGCUGUGGACUCUGCUGAAAACUUAAUAGAAGAAGUCAAUUAUGAAGCGUUGAGGCUUAAGGUGGAAGGUCAGCAUCAAAAUCUUGCAGAAACAAGCAAUUACCAGCAAGUAAGUGACCUUAACCUUGGCUUGAGUGAUGAUUUUUUCCUUAUCAUAAAGGAGAAGAUGGAAGAUACUAUUGAAACAUUGAAGGAUUUGCAAGAGCAAAUUGGUGACCUUGGAUUAAAGGAGCAUUUUGGUUCGACUAAACAAGAAACUAGAACACCUUCAACUUCUUUGGUUGAUGAUUCUGAUAUCUUUGGUAGGCAGAAUGAAAUAGUGGAUUUGAUUGACCGUUUAUUGUCUGAAGAUGCAAGUGGAGGAAACCUGACUGUAGUUCCUAUUGUUGGAAUGGGCGGCGCGGGCAGGGGUAGAAGAAGAGCUAGGGGUAGAGGCAGUGGAAGAGUAGCACCUACUGGAAAUAGAGCUCAUGUUGAGAAUGCUCAUGUGAAUGAGAACCCUCCUGCACAUCAUGAAGAGAUUGAAGAGGAGAAUGUUGAUGCUGAUGAUGUAGGACAAGCGGAAGAGGUGCAGGCUAAGACUACCGAUGUUCCCCCCAUAGACCCAGUAAGUUUUAAUGAGGUGACAGACUAUGUUAAGAAAGUGAAGGGGGUGAGGCGAGACGGUCAAGCUAAGGCAUGGGCAAAAAAGGCCACGGGUAACUUUUAA